This is a messenger RNA of Metarhizium acridum CQMa 102, 999 nucleotides long. Lineage: Eukaryota; Fungi; Ascomycota; Sordariomycetes; Hypocreales; Clavicipitaceae. The record is from RefSeq and is a predicted model, not a curated record.
AUGACAGACUCACCGAGGCGAGUCGCCAUUGUUGGCGGAGGCAUCGCGGGCAUGGCCUGCUCGUGGGAGCUGCGAAAGCACAGCGCCCGCAACGUCAGAGUAGACAUCUAUGAGUCGGCGAGUAAGCUCGGCGGGCACGCCAAUUCGGUGCCCUUCAAAGGCAAUGGCACAAGCGUCGACGUUGACACGGGCUUCAUUGUAAUGGAUGAAGCUACGUAUCCCCGCUUUAACGCUUUUCUCGGUGAUUUAGGCAUCGAGACAAUCCCCACGGAUAUGUCCUUUGGCGUCUCGACCACCGACAGAACUUUCGAGUGGAGCAGUUGCUCCGUGGGCAGCUUCGUCGCCACUCUCACGCUGCUGUUGAGCCCCUGGGUAUGGCGUUUGAUGUUUGAUAUUGUUCGCUUUAGCCUAUUCGCCGAAGAUAUCCUCUACGAGCGAGGUACUACUCCUAGACGUGGCGAAGAAGAAAGCUGUCUCAUGUCAACGUCUCUAGAGUCUAUUGGUAGCUACUUAACAAGGCGGGGAUACUCCAGUCAAUUCACGACUUAUUUUUUGAUCCCAAUGGUUGCUGCUCCUUGGUGCAUUGAUCCAGAUGAGUUUAGCAGGAGUUUCCCUGCAAGACCGCUAAUACACUUUAUGAAAAGUCACGGCCUGCUAGAUACGGUCACAAAGACACUUCAGUGGCGCUCGUUUCGAAAUGGGUCAAGAACGUAUAUCGAUGCGUUCCAAGACAGUCUUCCUCAAAGACACAAGGUGCAUCUGAACACGUCUGUACAUGACGUGACACGAAUUGGUAACGAGGUCUUGGUCAGCUUCUCAGAUGGCUCUGCAAAGACUUUUGAUCAUGUCGUUCUUGCCGUUCAUGCCAACCAAGCUGUCACUCUGUUGGGAGACAAUGCCACAGCUUUGGAGCGAAGGAUUCUUGGUAGCUUCAAAACCAGCAGGAACAUAUGUUACCUGCAUUCUGAUACUUCACAAGGGAACAGUCCUGUUAACUGA